This is a messenger RNA of Mirounga angustirostris (Northern elephant seal), 8878 nucleotides long. RefSeq names its product ATPase plasma membrane Ca2+ transporting 4 (gene ATP2B4). The record is from RefSeq and is a predicted model, not a curated record. Gene Ontology annotation, molecular function: PDZ domain binding; ATP binding; ATP hydrolysis activity. Gene Ontology annotation, biological process: regulation of cytosolic calcium ion concentration; calcium ion transmembrane transport. The coding region runs from base 886 to 4620 and encodes 1244 amino acids. The transcript is spliced from 22 exons. Gene Ontology annotation, cellular component: intracellular membrane-bounded organelle; plasma membrane. NCBI's taxonomy places the organism in Eukaryota, Metazoa, Chordata, Mammalia, Carnivora, Phocidae.
AGCUGGUGAGCAAGAGUCUGGCCCGAGUUGGCUGGAGCUGUUGCCAUGACAAGCAUUUUCUUAAGAAAGCUCUGCUGUUGAGACCGUCCAAAGCUGGGGGUUGAGGGGGGGAGCACGAACUUCCUGGGGAACCAUCCCUCCGAGGAGAGCAAGGCCAGAGACACCCGUCCAGCUCCCCUGCACCCAUUUUCUUCCAGGAACCUGAGAGGUCCUUCCCUUUGGGAGGGCCGGGGGAGGAGACCCAGCCCACUCCCUGGCCGUAGCUGGAAAGGCGAGAGGGCAGAGGCAGCAUCUCUAGCGUGGUUGCCACACUGGGGAGACCGGUGGGUGCUCACCCCCACCCUACCCCGUCCAUGGAAACCCGGAGGGAGAGUCCCGCUUGGAGAAGCCCGGAUCUUUGCUAGAAAGAGAGAGAUCCAGUUGUCAGCGGUAUCCAGGGAGCCCUCCUCUUCCUCCUCCUUCUCCUGCCGCCUCUCUACCAUCGCAGUUGCUGGUUGUUGCUAAGGUGGCCUCCAUGGUAACAUGCACAUCCUGUUUACACCUCUAUCUGGGCAAGUUGGUCUAAGCUAGGAACCUACCUACGCUGGACAAGCACUUCCAUCACUACCUGGGGACAGCAAUCGGCGUGACACGUGGUCUGGCUUCCACUCAGUUCCCCCAUCCUCUUCCUCCUCUCGCCGCCAAGCUUCACACACAAAAAAGGAUCUGGGCUAGAGGCUGCUCCUCCAAAGCCUAUUGCACAGGAUCUAGUCCAUCUAUUUCCUAACUGGGCUCCCAGAGAAGCAAGAAGUAAGAAGAAGUGAGGCAGAAAGGCAGGCGUCCCUCAUCAGUUAAAGGGAAACUCCGCAUUUUCUCUGGUCGAGGGGCUUGGUAACAGCAGACAAAAUGACGAACCCAACAGAACAUGCCUUGCCGGCCACGGCCAACUCGAUGGUCGAGAGCCAUGAAGGGGACUUUGGCUGCACAGUAAUGGACCUGAGGAAGCUCAUGGAGCUGCGUUCCUCUGAUGGAAUCGACCAGAUCAAUGUCCACUAUGGAGGUGUAAUGAAUCUCUGCAGUAGACUGAAAACCGACCCUGUGGAAGGUCUGUCUGGGAACCCUGCAGACCUGGAGAAACGUAAGCAAGUGUUUGGACAGAACUUCAUCCCCCCCAAAAAGCCCAAGACCUUCUUAGAACUAGUGUGGGAAGCCCUUCAAGAUGUCACACUCAUCAUCCUGGAGAUCGCAGCCAUCAUCUCCCUCGUCCUGUCCUUCUAUCGCCCCCCUGGGGAAGAAAAUAAACAGUGUGGUCUACCUGUAAGUAGCCCAGAAGAUGAAGGAGAGGGGGAAGCCGGCUGGAUUGAGGGGGCAGCCAUCCUAUUCUCUGUGAUCAUCGUGGUGCUGGUGACUGCCUUCAACGAUUGGAGCAAGGAGAAGCAAUUCCGGGGGCUGCAGAACCGCAUUGAAAAGGAACAGAAGUUCUCCGUGAUCCGAAAUGGCCACAUCAUCCAGCUGCCCGUGGCUGAGAUCGUGGUGGGUGACAUCGCCCAAAUCAAAUACGGUGACCUGCUGCCUGCAGAUGGGAUCCUGAUCCAGGGGAAUGAUCUCAAGAUUGACGAGAGCUCUCUGACUGGGGAAUCAGACCAUGUCAAGAAGUCCUUGGAAAGAGACCCAAUGCUGCUCUCAGGGACCCAUGUCAUGGAAGGUUCUGGCCGGAUGGUAGUAACUGCCGUGGGUAUCAACUCCCAGACUGGAAUCAUCUUUACCCUUUUGGGAGCCAGUGAGGGAGAAGAGGAGGAGAAGAAGAAAAAAGGUAAAAAACAAGGAGUCCCUGAAAAUCGCAACAAAGCAAAGACUCAGGACGGAGUGGCCCUGGAGAUCCAGCCACUCAACAGCCAGGAGGGGAUCGACAAUGAGGAAAAGGAGAAAAAGGCAGCCAAGCUGCCCAAAAAGGAGAAGUCGGUGCUGCAGGGCAAGCUGACGCGCUUGGCUGUUCAGAUUGGGAAAGCCGGCCUCAUCAUGUCUGCCAUCACGGUUCUCAUCCUGAUCCUGUACUUUGUGAUCGACAACUUCGUGAUACAACGCAAACCAUGGCUAUCGGAGUGCACUCCCAUCUACAUCCAGUACUUCGUCAAGUUCUUCAUCAUCGGCAUCACCGUACUGGUGGUGGCCGUGCCAGAGGGGCUGCCACUGGCCGUCACCAUCUCGCUGGCCUACUCUGUGAAGAAAAUGAUGAAAGACAAUAACUUGGUGCGUCACCUGGAUGCUUGUGAGACCAUGGGCAAUGCCACGGCCAUCUGCUCUGAUAAGACCGGCACGUUGACCAUGAACCGCAUGACUGUCGUACAGGCUUACAUCGGAGACACUCAUUACCAUCAGAUCCCAAGCCCCGACGCCCUCGUGCCCAAGGUCCUGGACAUUAUUGUCAAUGGCAUUUCUAUCAACAGUGCCUAUACCUCCAAGAUUCUGCCUCCGGAGAAGGAGGGAGGCCUCCCGCGGCAGGUGGGCAACAAGACCGAGUGUGCCCUUCUGGGCUUUGUCACUGACCUGAAGCAGGAUUACCACGCCGUGCGCAGUGAGGUGCCCGAGGAGAAGCUCUACAAGGUGUACACCUUCAACUCCGUACGCAAGUCCAUGAGCACGGUCAUCGAGAAGCCCAGCGGGGGUUUCCGCAUGUACAGCAAGGGCGCCUCCGAGAUCAUCUUGCGCAAGUGUAACCGAAUCCUGGACAAGAAAGGGGAAGUGAUGCCAUUCAAGAAUAAGGACCGAGACGAGAUGGUCCGCACUGUCAUCGAGCCCAUGGCCUCCGAGGGCCUCCGAACCCUCUGCAUAGCUUACCGGGAUUUCAACGACGGAGAGCCCACGUGGGACAAUGAGAGCGAAAUCCUCACUGAACUCACGUGUAUCGCAGUGGUGGGCAUUGAGGACCCCGUGCGCCCGGAGGUACCCGAAGCUAUUGCCAAAUGCAAGCGAGCUGGGAUUACUGUCAGAAUGGUGACAGGUGACAACAUCAACACAGCCCGGGCCAUCGCCACCAAAUGUGGUAUUAUGACACCUGGGGAUGACUUCUUGUGCUUGGAAGGCAAAGAAUUCAACCGACUUAUCCGCAACGAGAAGGGAGAGGUAGAGCAAGAGAAACUGGACAAGAUCUGGCCAAAGCUUCGAGUCCUGGCGCGAUCAUCCCCCACGGACAAGCACACAUUGGUAAAAGGCAUCAUCGACAGCACUGUUGGGGAGCAGCGACAGGUGGUGGCUGUCACUGGUGAUGGCACAAAUGAUGGGCCUGCUCUGAAGAAAGCAGACGUUGGUUUUGCCAUGGGUAUUGCAGGCACAGACGUAGCAAAGGAGGCAUCAGAUAUCAUCCUAACAGAUGACAACUUCACCAGCAUUGUGAAGGCAGUGAUGUGGGGGCGAAACGUCUAUGACAGCAUCUCUAAGUUUCUGCAGUUCCAACUCACUGUCAACGUGGUAGCCGUGAUCGUGGCCUUCACUGGAGCCUGUAUCACUCAGGAUUCCCCACUGAAAGCCGUGCAGAUGUUGUGGGUUAACCUCAUCAUGGACACUUUUGCCUCAUUGGCCCUGGCCACGGAGCCUCCUACAGAGUCUCUGUUAAAGCGUCGCCCCUAUGGCCGAAAUAAGCCUCUGAUCUCACGUACUAUGAUGAAGAACAUCUUGGGCCACGCUGUCUAUCAGCUCACCGUCAUCUUCUUCCUCGUCUUUGCCGGUGAGAAAUUCUUUGACAUUGAUAGCGGGAGGAAGGCGCCUCUACACUCGCCCCCCAGCCAGCACUACACCAUUAUUUUCAACACCUUUGUGCUGAUGCAGCUCUUCAACGAGAUCAAUUCCCGCAAGAUCCACGGGGAGAGGAACGUCUUCGCGGGCAUCUUCCGCAACCUCAUCUUCUGCGCCGUGGUCCUGGGCACCUUCAUCAGCCAGAUUCUCAUUGUGGAAUUUGGGGGUAAACCCUUCAGUUGUACGAAGCUCACCCUGUCUCAGUGGUUUUGGUGUCUCUUCAUCGGCAUCGGAGAGCUGCUGUGGGGCCAGAUCAUCUCCACGAUACCUACCCAAUCCCUGAAGUUCCUAAAGGAGGCUGGGCACGGCACCACCAAAGAGGAGAUCACCAAGGACGCGGAGGGGCUGGACGAAAUUGACCAUGCAGAGAUGGAGCUGCGCCGAGGCCAGAUCCUCUGGUUCCGGGGCCUGAACCGUAUCCAGACUCAGAUCGACGUAAUUAACACAUUCCAGACGGGAGCCUCUUUUAAGGGAGUCCUAAAGCGACAGACCAUGGGGCAGCACCUUGAUGUUAAACAUGUUCCUAGCUCAUCCUAUAUCAAAGUGGUCAAAGCGUUCCAUAGUUCCCUCCAUGAAAGCAUUCAGAAACCCAAGAACCAAAACUCCAUCCACAACUUCAUGACCCACCCUGAAUUCGCCAUAGAUGAGGAGGUGCCACGAACACCACUCCUGGAUGAGCACGAGGAGGAAAAUCUUGACAGUCCUAAGGCUGGGACUAGGGUGCUCCUGUUGGACGGUGAGGUCACGCCAUACGCCAACAAAAACAACAAUGCGGUGGACUGCAGCCAAGUGCAAAUUGUUGCCUCCCACUCAGAGAGCCCUCUGCACAGCCUGGAGACAUCUGUUUGAACUUCAUUCUCUGACUCCCAUCCCCGCUUUCUCCAUGUCCUUUUUCAUCUAUCCCAUCAGUAAGGUGACGAUGGGACUUUUCACUGUCAUGUCAGCUGCUCCCAAGUAUGUGUGAACUCCCACCUGACCAUGAAGAGGCAAGAGCAGAGACCUACGAGGAUGUCGACUUAAACUUGAGCUGGGGUUUGUAGCAGGACCCAGUCAAACCCCAGGCAGGUAAUGAAUGGUAGGAUCUACUCCUUGGGUGUAUCAGUUGUCAUUUUUAAAGAAAUGAUGACAAUCCUCUUGGCAUCUACCCCAACCCAGACCCUCCUUAGUAUACAUACGUUAUGUCACCAUCUCCUGACCUCUGGAUUUUACCCUAUGAGUCUGUGCCAUUUAUAAGCUAAGUCGAGGGUUCCGAGAGACAAAUGUCCCCAAAUGCAAUGUGUUGAGGUAGGAAUGGACUGUAUAGAAUCAGCCUAUAGAGUGAUUGUUUUUAAAAUGACUUCCCCAUUUUCAAAACUUACACCUAAAGCCCUCUAGCUCUUUCUGCCCUUCUAGUCAAACCUCCCUAAGGUUCUUUUGGUCUUUUGUGACCACUGUCUCCCUUAUCUUCACUCUUUCUUGUUCUUUUUUCUUUUCUUUUUUUUUUUAAGUUGUGAUGAUUAAGAAAGUGGAAUGGACAUGGCUGAAUUGAGUCAACUUUGGCCAUUCCCCCUUCUGGCCCCAAUGGAAUCCUUGGCUUAGUCCUAGAGGCAGAUAGGUUCUUUGCUAAUGGGAUCCUCUUGAAGCAAUUGAGAGCUGGUAAGAAUGUAUUUCUGUUGUUGCCAGGUUACCUUCCCCUUCUGAACUGCUAUCUUGUCAGGUGUGUGUCCUUUCUAAGUGCCAGGGAGAUCAGCUUUGACCGUGAAGCUCGCAUAUGUUCGUUAUAUAGUUUUUCCCAUAAGCCUGAGCUUUCUUCUAUUGCUAAAGUGGUGGCAAAAGAAUAGAUUGGGAAUGGCCCUGCCUCCUAACUGGACUGGGAUAUUAAGGACCAGCAGCUGGCAGGUCCACAACAAGACAGACCAUCAAAGUCAACUCUUGUGCCAUCCUCCCUGGGUUGACCACUCCUGCUUUCAAAGCCUUCUGCCACAGCUCUUCUGAGACAGGACCUGCUUGUUGCAGGAGUGCGUACUGAGAAGACUUGGGAGAGGCCAUUCUAGCAGGUUCUGAGAAACCAGACACCUUGAGCUUAGGCGCCCAAGUACCAGCUUUGACAUACCCCUCAGCUUUCUCAUUCUGCUCUGUCGCGGCCCCUAACUCGUCUGGUCUCUCAAUAGGCCCCAACCUUUCUCACAUAUUCCGCAUUUGAAAAUACCCAUCCCAAGUGGGGUCCAGUGACAUUUUGCUGACUUAAAGGAGCAAAAGACCCACCCUGGAAAGUUCUCCUUCCUCUCUUCCUUUGCUCCCACACGCCCCCCUCGAGGCCCUCUCCAGAAUGUGCUCAACUGCUGCACACGAAAGCCCUGUGCCUUCCUUCCCUGAACGCUGCCCAGAGCAUCCCCCACGCGCCUGCCUCUCAGGAGGUAGGGACCUCACUAGGAGAUUUUUUUAAGUGUUCCUUAAUGGGACAAGGUGGAGCCACGUUUGCAGGAGCUCCAUUUUUAUCCCUGCUGGUGUUGACGUAAGCUCUUCUGUGCAGGGGCUCGUUAACUCACGUCUACCAAUUCCCAUGAAAGAAAUGAAGCCCGUUCCCCCUGUUUCAAGAGUGAUGGCAGUGUGGGGUGGGGCUUGAGGCUCUUAUGAACUGCCAGACUUCCACUUGUGAGCGCAAGGUGGCCGGAACCUAUGCUCUCCGCCUUCUCUUCUCUUCGGGAUCCCUCCUCCCUCCCCCCUUCCUCCUGAGCUGUCCGAGGUAGGAAGAGCAAAGACACAAUACCCGCUCCACAUCCCCACUGCUGCGCAACCCGCCAGAUUUGACUUGGGUUUUGUAAAGGUCACAUGCUUCAGCAAUCUUUUCUCUGUCUUAAAUCCUCAUGUGGGAAUAACAGCUCACCCAAGGUGUUAGGUGUGCACAUAUAUAUUUAUUAAGUACAUUGGAAGAUUUCGUUCUGUCAAGUCUUUUAUUACCUCAGAUCAGCUUAAAAAACAAGCCAAUAACAAACUUCGGAGGCUAUUGCACCCUUCCUGCUCCCAAAAGACUCGUGGUGCCGGACAGGUUACUCUUGAGGGCUUGUGUCUACUUGUUUAAAGUCAAUGGCUUUUGUGUAUCUUUUAGUUUCCAUGGUAGGAGAGAAAAUAGAGAAUAUUAUGCAAAAAUAUAUAGUUUUCUUUAGCUCAGAAACGGAUAUUUUUGAGUCAGCCAUAUGUAUUUUGUUUAAAGGAUUUGAAAUAAAGUGCUGUCAUGUUACCCUGUGGAAGGAGCAUAUAACCAGCUGUUGGAUGUGACAGGCGACUUAGCAUAUUUGUGACUGGUUAUAAAACCAAUGCACCGUACUUCCUUUCUCCAAACAGCCAUCUUUAUACUUAGGGAAAAAAAAUGUAUUGGGUUCUAGACUUUUUUAAUAUAAAUUUUGUUGAUAUGGAAUUGAGUAAGUUUCAGUGUUUAUGUGCAUAUGUUUUUUAUAUAAGUUUUUUUCUAUUCAGUUUUAGUGAUCCAACUGGCAGUGAGUAAAUAUGGCGUAAGGUAAUAAAGCUUUCCCCCCAUAUGGUGCUUUCGAUCUGAAAAGGGUCUGAUGGGGAGAAGGGGAAAUAAUUCUCCUAGAGAAACCUAGGAAAGUGGGCAGUGGCCUGUGGAUGGGAAGGAAAGCAGCCAGCGAGAAGGGAGUGUGCGUCCCCCAUGGAGAUGGGUGCCAGGCCUUUUAGUAACUAGUGAUCAGGGUCAAGGGCCUUGGCUGGAUGUUGUUUUUUGAUGAGUAGCUGGUAUAGUGGUACCCAAGGCGUGAAUAUCUCUCGGGCUGCAAGGAUGCUCUGAUUGGGGCUUUGCAUAUUUUAUGGUUCUUUCACGCAUGUUUUAUGGGUUCUUCACCCUGGGAGUUUUCCAUUAGUGAGUUUUUGUGCAAAGCUCUGAUUUGGGACUUGCCCUCUCCUAGAAAGGUUGUGUGCGAUAUAUGAGAUGGGGGAGAGAGUUCUAAGUGGAAGUCACAAAGGCCGGUUCUAACCCGGGGUGACCGCCUUGGGGCUAGGUCCUUCCCAGAGGUGCCCUCUGCCCUCUGAAAUGACGACUCCCCCAUCCCUAAAGGUGUCAGAGAGACCACCUCGCAGUCCUUCUGACACUUGUGGGUUCUGUAGGGUCUGGGUUUCUUCUUCCACUUGAGCUUCAGAGGGGAGAGUUCGCACAGUUCUAUCUGAGCGAUUACCUCACUGCCGAAAACCGAAAACCUGGCGGGGGUGGGGGCAAGUCCGCAUGCAACCUCGAAAUGCCUCACCUCCUUUCUCUCCUGCUUUCUUUGCCUCACGAUCGAUCGAAGCAGCCCGUGAUACCAUCACCAAGUGCACACUUCCUCACUCUCCAUAUCUAGGGACCACCUACUGCAGUGGUGGGGAUGAGGCACUUGUAAAUGCCUGCUAUUCUGAAGCCAUUCUAGCCUUUUCCUCAGAAUAGACCAGAUGCCCUUCCAUGUAGCUCAGUGCCAUGCUUUGCCUCCCAAGCCCUGCUGUCAGGCCUGCUGUCCCCUUUCCUCUUGAUGAGGAGAGACGGAGGCAAGUGAGCUCCCCGUGACCGAACUGGCCUUUGGUUCGUGUUUGCUCCCCAUCUGUAUAUAGGCCAUCUGUGAACAUGCCAUGUAUUAUAUGUGCCAACAAAUCUAUCUACGCUGUCCUUUUCAAAUCAGCACGCAGAUAGGAAUUUUGAGUUUCUUUUUUUUUUUUUUUUUCAGUAACUAGAAUAACAAGCACUGGUAUUUUUGUAUAAAAAAGAAAAACAAAACAAAAGAUUGACUAUUGUGGUCUGCAUGACAUAAACAAACAUGGUGAUAUCCAAGCAAUGUGUACCCCAGUGUGUGUGGCCAUAAUUUGCAGUCGGCUUAACGGUGCACCCAAUCUGUAUUUGCAUUCUGAUAUUAUUUAAGCUCUUUGUACAAUGGUUUGCAUGUAUUUAUAUGGUUUGUAGGGAAAAAAAAUGCUGUAAACUGGCAAAUCUGAAAUUCAAAUACGUUGUCCACUGAGACGGGAAGAAGAGGAGUUUGAAAAGAUGGGGAAAAAAGGGAUAAUUUUUUUUUUUGGAACCAAUAAAGCUUGUUGCUGAUGAGCAGAAACCAGACUGCCGUGCACUGAGAAUAAAAACCCAUGCCCACUA